GCUUGUCACCAACCUGUCACACUGUGAUAUUACGCAUGUUUGUUGAGUUGCCUUGUGUCACUGCGUGUUUUAUUUUGUGGUGUUUUUCUUACAAUUCACAUGGAAUCCAAAGUUAUCAGAGACAACAAUCUCACAAACUAAACUCAUUACUCACGAGGACUAAGCAAAAUUCGUAGUUAUUUCUUGGAUUUCACAUUUCCGAUUUAGUUGCGUCGUUUAUUCACUGCAUAAACUUUUUUAAUUUUUUACUGGUAAUGGACUUAAUGAAGUGCUGAAGUGAAUAUUCUAAAUAAUAAUUCUUGUGUGUAAAGUUAAGUAAAUAAGUCAAAAUGCAGGGCAAAUAUAUUAUUAUAUUGUCGUUUUUAAGUGCAGUAUCGAUAGUUUACGCUUGCAACGAAGCGAUAUGCGCCAGUGUCGUAUCCAAGUGCAUGCUAACACAAUCUUGUAAAUGCGACCUGAAGGAUUGCUCUUGUUGCAAAGACUGUUUUAACUGCCUCAGUUAUUUGUACAGCGAAUGCUGCAGCUGUGUUGACAUGUGUCCUAAGCCCAAUGACACACAAACUGAGCUUUCCAAGUCGUCCUACGUGGAAGAGUUACCUGACAAUGUUCCCGGACUAUUCACUGCAUUGACAAGCGAUCCGGAUCCUCAACAGAGAUGGUUGUCCAUAACAUAUCCUGUGGACAUUGACCUGUCUGCGUACCGACCAAAUCCUGAGCUUGUGUACCACUUGCAGAGCGUGGAGCAAGAAUCCGAGCCCGUUAGCCGCGACAUAGUGACGUUCAACUGCACGGUCGCGUACAUGUCGCAAUGCAUGUCGUGCGACAAGUGCCGCGCCUCCUGCCGCUCCAUGGGCUCCAACAGUUUCCGAUGGUUCCACGACGGCUGCUGCGAGUGCGUUGGCGAUAAAUGUCUCUACUACGGCAUCACUGAGAGCAGAUGCCUCGCUUGUCCCGGUGGUAAGGAGACACCAGAAGGUGCCAUAACCGACGACUUAUCGUACGACGACCUCGACUAUGGAGAGGAGGUCGAUGCGCAGUCCGUAUAAAUGUCCUUUUACGUUGAAACCUUCGAUCAAUAAUAAUAUACCUGUUAUAUAUAACAUACACAGAU
Molecule: messenger RNA, 1111 nt
Organism: Pararge aegeria (speckled wood butterfly)
Lineage: Eukaryota; Metazoa; Arthropoda; Insecta; Lepidoptera; Nymphalidae
Gene: cv
Product: twisted gastrulation protein homolog 1-A
Exons: 5
Coding region: 330-1046 (238 amino acids)
Biological process (GO): regulation of BMP signaling pathway
Source: RefSeq, a predicted model, not a curated record